UUGAAACUGAAAGCUGCUCCGGCAGAGGCCCCCUCCCGUCCUGGGAGGCAGGCAGGGCUCACACCUACAAGGGAGGAGUUGGAGCAAGGAUCCAGAGUUUGCAGGGGUCUGAGGAAACCUAGGAGCUCAGGCUGCCCUUCAGCUGCUCCAACUCCUGCACUUGCUCUUCCCGGGAGGUCUUCUCACCUCUCUUCUCUCCCUCCUGAACAUUCUGGACUCGAUUCCAGUUUUCUAAGGCUUCUGACCAGGUUGCUCCAUUGUUCACCAACAUGGAAGAGGCAGCUGGAUCCCCUGAGGAUAAAGAAUUCACAUGCUUCUCCGAUGCUAUAGCCAUUAACAAAGACAGAGGUGAUUUAUCUGUGAAAGCUGUCAAGAAGAUCGAGACUUCUGUGGAAGCAGGGAAUUGGGUAGAUGUCAUCUCUGUAGUCAAGGAGAUCAAACAGGAAGCAUCAAGAAAAACAGUGAAAAUUGCUGUAACUGGGGACUCCGGCAAUGGCAUGUCAUCCUUCAUCAAUGCUCUUAGGGAGAUUGGACAUGAGGAAGAGGAUUCAGCUCCCACUGGGGUGGUGAUGACCACCCAGAAACCAGCCCUAUACUCCUCCUCCAAGUUUCCCAAUGUCAAUCUGUGGGACCUGCCUGGCACAGGGGUCACAUCCCUGAGCAUGGAGAACUACCUGGAGGAGAUGGACUUCAGCAAGUAUGACCUGAUCAUCAUCAUCGCUUCUGAGCAGUUCAGUUCGAAUCAUGUGAAGCUGGCCAAAGCCAUGCAGAGCAUGAGAAGGAGGUUCUAUGUCGUCUGGACAAAGCUGGACAGGGACCUCGACACAAGUGCCCUCCCAGAACCCCAGCUACGGGUGAACAUCCAAAAGAACAUCCAGGAAAACCUCCAGAAGGAGGGGGUGGAGGAGCCCCCCAUAUUCCUAGUAUCCAACUUUAGUCCUGAUUCUCUCGAUUUCACUAAGCUUAGAAAAACACUGACAGAAGACCUCCAUAGCAUCAGGUAUGAUGGUCUCUUCGCAACCCUUUUCCAAGUCUGUAAGGAGAUUAUUAGUAAGAAAAUGGAAUUCAUUAAAGGGAUCAUAAAGGAGAAUAAUUUAAAGGAUGGUUUAGGAAUUUCGGAUCCAAAUAAUCUGGAAGAGUGUCAGAAAGUCUUCCAAGAAAAAUUUGGUGUGGAUGAAAAAUCUCUCCACCAGGUGGCUCUGACUAUGAGUCAGCCUCAGGUUAUACAGGAUCACCAACAAGAUGGCUGGACACUGUCUGUGAUGAACCAUUUGCCCGUUCGAGCUGUUAACUUUGUCCUUUGCUGUUUUGACUCAACACACAGGCAACAGGAACGUGUACUUGAUGAAGCUGCUGAGAAAGCCAAGAAAAUUCUGAAUAAAAUCUUGAAGGACAUUCUCCCUCCUCAGGAAGGGCAGGCUAACCAAGGUUCUCUCCCCAGCUUUCUACCCGACAUGUACCCCCAGUUGAACUUAAAUGCCGAAUAGGUUUCAAGUUCCUUGAGGCUAAUAGGCUGACUUUUUUGUUUGUUUGUUUGUUUUUUGUUUUUCGAGACAGGGUUUC
Messenger RNA from Microtus ochrogaster (prairie vole), 1563 nucleotides. RefSeq names its product immunity-related GTPase family M protein 2-like. Gene Ontology annotation, molecular function: GTP binding; GTPase activity. The record is from RefSeq and is a predicted model, not a curated record. Gene Ontology annotation, biological process: autophagosome assembly; cellular response to interferon-beta; innate immune response. Gene Ontology annotation, cellular component: endoplasmic reticulum membrane. NCBI's taxonomy places the organism in Eukaryota, Metazoa, Chordata, Mammalia, Rodentia, Cricetidae.